UUAACACAUCCGGUAACAAUCACACAUGGUUGAUGCAAAAAUACGGCUACCGCUCUGUACUAUAGCUGUCACUUUCAUGCCAGCAUAUAACUAACAAAAUGUAUGAGUGCACAUAAUUAGAGAGUUGGUUGGGGUUAACAGAGAGCGUAUAACAGCGCUGUAAAUAUAAUAUAAAACAGUGGUUCGUAUAACAAAGCCAAGUUGUUUUUCUCAUUGCUUGGUCGGGUAAAGUCACAUCGUUCGUGCGCUGCGUUUAUAAAUAUAGACAGGAAUGAACCUGUUGUGCGUUUUUGCAGGCGAAGAAUCGUGUUUAAAUUAAUUCAAUUAGAAAUCUAAUAGCAAAAUGCAUAGAGUGUGUGUUUAUUUAUUAAUAGUGCAAGUGCAAUGCAAUUAGUGAAUACUCAAGUUUUCCAGUAUUGUGCAAUGGAAAUUAUUAUUUCGUACAAAAACAAAAUGUAUAUAAGAGUGUAAAAUUCGAUUAAUCGUGGAAAAAAUGCUGCAGCAUCUUGGCAACAAUAACAAAUACAACGAAGAAAACACAGAACAACAACAACAAUACAUCAACUACCCUACGAAAUAAUUCGCAAACGUCAAUAGCUGCAACAACAAUAAUAAUAAUAACAACAACAACAUAGCGUAGCAGACAACAUGCGCAUAAAUGGCAACACAUUAGCAACAACAAAACCAAGUGUAACAGUGAUGCCAACAGCAACAAGAACUUUUCCAGUUUAACGGUGAAUAGUGAAUUUACAUAAGCUAAAAAACAGAAAAUUAUAUAAAUUAGAAUUGUAAAUGUUUAACAAAAUUAACUGUGAAUAACAAAUAUACAAACGAACGGAUUAUCGUCAAUUCAAAUAAAUGUUAACAAAAAAAAAAAAAAAAAAUUUAAAUAAAAAAAGGUUUUAAUAAAAAAAAUGUAUUUCACAUAAAAUAAGAAAUAAAAAUAUAAUUAAAUAAAAAACUAAUUCAAUAACAACAUUUAAUGAAUUCGUAAAUAAAUAAUGAAACUACGACUUGCUGCUGAAAUUAACAAAAUGCCACAAAAACCAGAGCAAAGUACAAGAGCUGCGCACAAACGUUGGCGCAUAGCAAUACUCUCCGUGGGCACCUUACUCCUGCACACGAUCGCCACGGCGACGAUGUUAGAUGCGACCGCUAUAGCGUUGGCGACAACAGUGGCGACAAUGCUGACAACGGUGGCGGCAACAACGUCAUUGAACGCUUACGCUUCAACUACAGAGUAUCCAAGACGCAGCAUUCGAGUGGGAUACAACGGUAAUGCAGUUAUAGUGUGUAAAACGGAUCGACCGUAUGAGAUCACGUUUCACGAAGUAUUCAAAAAUAAAACAAGUCAUCCGCUAAAUGUUACAGAUGAGGAUUUGAAACAUAAUGCAGUGCUGUUCUUAAGAAAUGUUAUACAUGAUGCUACCUACCGAUGCAUGAGAGGAGAGCAUAUUUUGAGUGAAACAAUUUUAACAAUUGCUGCACGAGACUUAACAUCGCCGGAUCGCAUACAAAUGGGGAGCGGUGAUGAUGCCGCAUUUGUUUUAGUCCACCAUGGAUACAAAAACCUCAAUUAUUCUCAACGAUCAUUGAAUAGAGAUUAUUAUGAUGAUAUUAGAGACAUCGAGAAAAUCAAACUUAUCAACAUCGACAGCGACGCCAUAAUCCUUUUGAUACGUAACGCAUCAGCUCAAAAGUCUAUAUUCAAAUUUAUUUUGGAUGAUAAAAGCACAAAUGAGUGUGAACUGGAUGUGGGCAAAGCACCGGAGUCCGUCAAAAGUUUUAAAUGUGUAGGAGCGAGCUAUGAUAAUAUGACAUGCACAAUUACCUUCCCAACAAAUAACUUAGCAACAAAAUAUGAAAUUACAUAUAAAGUAGACGGCACGGGGAACUUUAGUUGCGAACUAGAGGACACUGACUUCCCUGACAAAUUAGGUGAAAUUACCAAAUACCUAAAAUUGUUAUCGAAUACUGAUGGCCGCACCUGUAUCUACUAUCCGAGUGUAGAAAAUUAUACUUUCACUUUGAUCGCAACGAAUGUUUUGGGACAAUAUAAGAAUGAAUAUACCAUAAAUAAUCAUGAGAGUAUUGUACCAGCUAUAUUGAAAGUUAAUCAAGACAGCAUAACCUCAAAUAGUGUGCACUUAACUUGGUCAAUUGCUCAACAAGCUUAUUAUUCCAAUGGUUUGGAAUUUGAGAUAACCGUGAAACCUGAUGACUUCGAAAAGUACUCCAGACAAACCAUACAAACAAAUGCAUUGUUAUCAUUUACACUUGAUCUACCCUAUGCCUACUGGAAUUAUACUUUGUAUAUAAAAGCACGCAUUAAUGACACAAAAGGCGAAUGGAGUAAGCCAACUCAGUUAAAGUGCCAGACUGCACCGCGUAGACCCCAACGUGCGCCACACACCAAUGAUGGUGGUUUCCAUAUUAAUCAGGAAACAAUAAGCCUAUAUUGGGAAGGUUUGGCGGCUAAUGAGAGAAAUGGUCCAAAUUUCACUUACGUCAUUCAAGCGCUUGAUAUGCAUGGCAGACAGUUGCACUUAAAAGAAACCGUAGCAACAUCAAUCGACUUCCCCUGGCCUGAUAUAAAAGUCGAAAUGUAUAAAGUAUACACCAGAAAUGCUGUCGAUGUGUCGCCAAAUGUGAGCAUAAUACAUCUGCCAUCAAAAAAAUCGGUGCCAUCAAGAAUAUUGGAUCCACCAUCAGAAAUUGAACAGUUGUAUGAAAAUGGAGUAUACAAAUUAAAAUGGAAGCAACCAUCAUCGCGUGUCUAUGGAAAACUACUACCAAGCAACUAUACUAUCUUUUGGUGUCGCGCACCGAUACAUGAGUGUGAACAAGGCACCAUGCACUUCACAGUUGUGAACAACACGUUAAACGAAUAUCCCCUACCCUCUGAGCGGCGGAAACAAAAAAUGGCUGUUGCUGCUAAUUUUCCAAGCGGUAGUAGUGGCUUAAAUUGGCCUACUUGCUAUGCUGAUUUAAAUGAAGCAUUGAAGAAGCCGAAAAGGGUGAAGGUUAAAGCCGAAUCGGAGUCGCGCAUCUUGUUGCAGUGGUCACCGGAUAAUUGUAGAAAUGCAUUCGAUGGUUAUAAUAUAACAUACUGCAUAUGGGACAAUGUUAUGGAGUCCAAAUGUCUUUCAGUGAUUGAAAAUAAUUCACGAAGCAAUAACUUCACUUUGACGAAUUUGAAAACAUAUACAUUUUAUAACAUUAGCGUACAGUUAUACGGCAAAAAUAAUAGAACGAGCCCACCCAGUGACGUCGAAUCUUGUCAAACAGAUGAAGCAGCACCUGAACCGCCCACAAAUUUACAUUACGAAGCAAAUGAUAUAACAAGUCAUUCGGCAAAGAUUUCGUGGAAAGCGCCGAAUGUAACCAAUGGAGUUCUAAAAAAAUAUUAUAUUUGGUAUAGAAACUACAAAGAAGAUAAAGCAAACUACAUAGAGGUGCCUAGAACUAAGCAAUCCGCCAUAAUAACCCAAUUGAAGAGUGGCUCUGUCUAUGAAAUUUGGCUGACAGCGUGGACAACAAUGGAAUCAAACAAAAGUUUAUCAAGGAAUAUCACAACCAUGAUUGGCAUACCAAAGCGGCCAGAAAAUGUAGAUCUUUUGCGAGUCGGUGACGAAUAUAUACUCAGUUGGGAUGCAGCCGAAUAUUCAAAUGAACUGUUCUAUGAGCUUAUUUUUAAUGACAAUAAUGAUCAAAAAAUUUUAACGGUGAAGCGUACGUCAAGUAUAGUACAAAAACACGAAUGCCGCCUGAAAUAUCCCGAAUGCAGGAAGGGUGUACAAAAAAUGGAAGUACGUGCUGUAAAUGUGGUUGCCGAAAAGGAUUUAGAUAAAAGCGCUUUUGCUAUCGAUUAUCAAAAUAUGCUACGACUUCCACGUUCGGCUGAUCCUGCCUACAAUGGUAGUAUAGUAGAAAAACAAACAACUACACAAGUCGAUAUAUCUAAUAAAAAUAAUGGGCAACAAAAGAAACGUUUUGCGAAAAACUCCGCAUAUAAAUAUAAAACGUAUAAUACUUUAGAAUGCAUAGUAAUUGAUGAGGGUAUCAGCACGGCAUUACCGGAUGAUAUCGGAUAUUAUAUGCUCAAAUCGGAAGCAAAGCCUUCAAACACGAAUUACAAUUGUUCCACAGUAUCGUGGACAAUAAUAGUAGCUGCAUUAAUUUCUAUAAGCAUCUUUCUAGCGGCCACACUGUGGGGUUUUAUGUAUUUGCGACGUCAAUCUAAUAUCCCUGUAAAAUUACCCGAUACUCUUAUAGAACGAAUGAAGGAACAGGAGGCGUAUACGAAGACGGAAGAUAAUAUUUCCAAUGUAUCUACUAAAACAGCUGACGAUACAACGCUAAUUAAUAUCGAUGAUACGUUCGUAUCCUCUUCCUCUAGUGGCAGUGAAAGUGGUGUCGCUGGCAUUAGUGACAGCGACACUGACACACCAAGUACAAGUAGUGAAGAAGUCGAUAAGGAAACUUCAAACAGUUCCAAUCAUUCUUCGCACCAACAAUCAGCGCUUUCGGCUUCACCAGGGCAAAUCAAACCAACCAACCCAACCAGUAACACAUCUGGCGAACCUGGAUAUUCAAGCUUUGCUGAAAUUUUAGCGAAGUCGCGCCCAGCAAAUAAUAAUAAUAAUAAUAUAAACAAAAAUUUCUACGUGAAGGAGGAUGAAUUCCGCCAGUUGUCAACAAAGCAUGCGGCAUAUGUGAAGGAGGAUGAAUUCCGCCAGCAUGCGGCAAGAAAUUGCUUCGUAAACACAGUGGAACGAAACUACUCGCAAAUGAAACCUGCGGCGGCGCCGUCGAACCGCCUUCAAACACCUGAUGAGUUCAAUUAUGUAAAAUCAGAAACACUCCUCAAGGCGCAUACAGCUUCCUUGUGGACCGACAAUAAACAAACGGAAAAUAGAUUACAAGAGCAAUUACCACAACCAGAAACCAUACCGCUUGCAAUAGACCACACCCAUGAUUAUGUGCCACAUGAUCCGGCGCCCAUGCACGAUGCAUCAGAUUCCGCUAACUUGGAAAAUGAGAUAUCUCAAUUGGCAUUGUUGCAACCAUCUUUCUCAGAUAAUUCUACGCAUGCGCAACCUAAUAUUUUCAGAAACAUUGCGCUAACAAGCAAUGGCUACGUAAAUCCCGAUUCGUUAAAGAGGGUUGCGGCUCCACACAACGCCAUGAGUGCAGUAAACAAUGACGCUACGCAAAAGCCAUUACAGCAACAAAAUCAGAACGGUUAUGUUACAGCAGAUUUUUGGUCACAGCAAAAUAAACGGAAUUGAAUUUGAACUGAACGCGCUGUUAUGAAAUCUAAGCGAACAAUUUAACCGAAACAAGUAAGGAAGUAAGGGCUGUGUUCGGGUCUGACCGAAUAUUUUAUACUCUCGUAAUUUAUAAAUUUUGAAAAAAUAUUAAUUUUGAAUUUUCAUAGAAUAUAUGGCAAAUUUCAAGAUAUUAUUGGUAAAAAAUUAAACACAUGUACUGAGGUCCUCAUGUUCGAUGUCUAAGGUCUUGAAAAGUUAUAGCCCAAUUUUGAGAAUUUUUAGCUGACAUGGCCACACCUCCAGUGUAGUACUUGAACAAUGUUUUAUUCCGAUACUUGGACUGGUGCUUAAUUUAUAAACCAAACAAAUCAGAUAAAAUUCAAAAUUUUGUUAUAUGGGAACUUGAUGUGGUUGUUAACUGAUUUCACCCAUUUCCGAUUCAAAUAGUAAUAACAGGAUAUGCAGAUAGUAUUUCGUUGGAAAUGGUCGAGUAUUUCAAACUCUAUGGUUUUUGACUGAUAAGUGGGCGGUGACACGCCCAUUGUCCAUUUUUUUAUCAAUCUGAGUGCAACCCUUCUGUACGAACAGUCCUGUGAAAUUGACUGCUUAUAGUUGUCCGCAUAACCUAAAAAUAUCUAAAACUUACCGAUCCAAACAAGUCUGGAUCGCCGAAAUGACAGCCCUUGGUCGGUUUCGAAAAUCAGAGUCAAUCCCGGUAUCGUAGAAACGGGAAAUUUGUUGUGGGGAUUGAACAUAAGCUCUGUAUGGGCGGUGGGCGUGUUUGUUAACUGAUUCAUUGAUUAAUUUUGGGUUCAGCUAUGGAAAUUUAUAACUUACCAACAACCAAAACUAUCAUGCGCUGUGCAACAUGUUGCGAGAGUAUAAAUAUAUGGACAAGCCAAGCUUAACUUAAUGAUCGAAUGUGGCAAAAGUUUGCUGCGCUCAAAUUGUAGAAAUAGUGCAAAUCGUACCAAGCAUUUUACUUGUAUAUUUAAUGCUUAGUUGAUACUAGUGAAAUUUUCAAGGCGUUAAAUAGUUGUUGGUGAUUUACAUUUGGAAAACUUUACGACUGAUUUAUUGUUGUUAUGAUGCGUGUAUGUAUGUAUAAGUGUGUGUGCGCGCGCGCGAAAUUGCUUGUUAGUUAUGAUAAUAUGGUGUAAAUGCACACACAUAUAUUUAAUAAUUAGUUAUACUUAUAUGUUAGAAAUAAUUUUAUGAUGCAUAAGCGUAAAAGGCUCGUUGCGUUCGUAGCGAUUCCCAUGUGAAAGUGUAGAAUUUUUAUACUCAUAGAAUGCUAUUAAAUAAGGAAAAUCUCUUCUGAGUAAUGUUUAAGUAAUUUCUUCUUUAUAUAAUAUAAUUGCGCUAAUAAGUUCCUUAAAUAUUUUGAUUAUAUAUACUCAUUAUCUCAAAGACAAACACACAUACCUACAUACAUUUCAAUACUUUGAAAUUGAAAGCAUCACAUUUGAAUUUAUUAAAGAUUUUUGUAAAAUAGUUUUUAGUUUUUUAGUUCUAGUUUUUGCUGCAUAUAUUAGUAUACAAAUAGUUUUUUGUAUUUACGCAUAAAAUUAAAUUAUAUAGUUUUUAGUUUUUGGUUAAAAUUGGUGACACACAAAUAUAUAAAAGCAAAUGAAAAUAUAAAUGUUGUAUAUACAGUGGAACUUCCUUAACUCGAACUUCUAUAACUCGAAGAUCUCUAUAACUCGAACUUUUGUAUUGGCUAUAGCGUUUAGAAAUCAAAUUUCAUACAAAUUUCCUUCCUUAACUCGAAGUUCUUGAUAACUCAAACUCUUGAAGUGGCAAUAGAAGGCAACUUUCAUACAAAUCUUUUUCCAUAAAUCGAACUUUUUGGUCAGGGCAUUAUACAAAAUUGAACAUUUUACUAUCGUUGCACAAUUUUAAAAGAGUCCCUCUAUAUCGUAUGGAGGAGAACAAAAUAUAUAAUAUUACUCUAAUGGAUUUCAUAACAAAGACAUUGGAUACCGACGAAAAGAGCCAAACAAUAGCAUAGUGCAACAAACAAAAUUACAGAAUAGAUAUUUUAACGGAUUUAAAUAAAACUUUAUGCGAAGUAAAUAAAUAAAACUGUAUAUAAAUAUGUAUAUAUUUUACAGCUUUUUGAAAAAAUUAUGUUUUAAUGAAAAUUUCUAUAACUCGAAGUCUCUCUAACUCGAAGUUUUUUUUUGUGGAUUAUGGUGAUUCGAGUUAGAGAAGUUCCACUGUAUAUAUUAAAUAUAGCAACAUAUGUAUAUCCACGCAUUUGCACAUAUGUACAUAUGGAUGUAUUUGUAAACUUGUUGAAUUUUUGAUAUUUGAAAUUUAAACUAUACAAAUAAAAGUGAACUACUUAUGCAUAAUGAAUUGGCAUGCUUCAAACAAUUAACACUUACACUUGCAUGUUGAAUGAAAUAUGAAAAAUUAUCAUAAUUUUCUACAAAUUUCAUUAGUAAAUAAUCCUAAAACAUUUUCAUGUUAAAUUAAAUAAUGAAUGAAUGUUGAAUACUUGUUGUGCGCUUUUUGCCGUUAUUUGAAAUUUAAAUGGAAUUUCGCAAAGCUUUUAAAACAUAAAAUAUUUAUUUUUUGUAAAUAUUGUAAAUAAACAAUAAUUUUUUCUUAAUUUUGUAUUAUUUGAUGUUUCUCAAAAAGAAAUGUAAUGUAAAAAAAUAAGCAAAAAUAUAUGAAAAAAAAUUAUUAUGUAAUAUUAGAGAUUAUUAUCACUCACACACAUAAAAAGUCAUGAUCUGCUGGGAAUGUGAAAAGUUAAACUGAUGCACCCGACUUUUAAAAUAUGUUAGAUAUUUUGAAUCCCUUACAAGUUUUAUUUAUUUUGUUUUUUUUUUUAUUAUAAAUUUUAAUUAUUUUCUUAAAUGUAUAAAAGCAAAAAACGACUUGAAGACACUUAAGGGGUUAGGAGUAGUCAAAAACACGAAAAAAUUAGAAUUUUCAGUAUUUUUUGUUUUGCUAUUAAAUCAUGUUAUUUUACAAAAGUAAUAAUAUAAAGUCACGAAAAUUUGAAAAAAAAUCUAUAAUAAGAAAAAUUAGUUUUAUAAAUAGAUAAUUCUGGGACUGAUCGAAGCUUUUUUCUUUUUUUUUUUCAAAAAUUAACAAAAUGGUAAAUAUUUUUUAGAUUUUCGUGAAAUAAUCAAAUAAGUUAAUUGGUCUUAAAAUAUCGAAAUUUUUGAAAAACAAAAAAAGCUUCGAUCAGCCCCAGUAUUAUUAUGUAUUCUAAAAGCUGUAUAAAUUUCAUUAAAAUCUACUGAGCGGUUUUCGAGUUACAGUUGUCGCAGUUCAAAAAUCAUAGUUUUGAGAAAAACGUAUUUAAAGUUUCAUCCGAGCGUUUUGGAAUAGAGAAUAUUUUUAAGAUUAUUUAAAUCUAAUUAACGAAAAUGCAAAAAAAAAACACAAAAAUUGUAUUUUAUUUUAAAGUCCUGACUACCCCUAACGCCCGCUGCCUACACGGUACAAACAUAAAAUCCAAUUUGCCGAUUUUUCUUCCACAACAUGGAAGCAUAUAU
Messenger RNA from Zeugodacus cucurbitae (melon fly), 8788 nucleotides. RefSeq lists its product as uncharacterized. Lineage: Eukaryota; Metazoa; Arthropoda; Insecta; Diptera; Tephritidae. Gene Ontology annotation, molecular function: protein binding. Bases 1002 to 5291 code for a protein of 1429 amino acids. The transcript is spliced from 20 exons. The record is from RefSeq and is a predicted model, not a curated record.